AUGAAUGACAAACGGUUGGUUAUCCAACUUGUCAAUGGUCUUCCGGAGGAAUACAACACUGUUGCGUCCUUCAUUCAACAGUCUAUGCCAACGUUUGAUGCUUCCCGUUCACAACUGCGCACCGAAGAAAUUCGUCAUACGCAACAAACCUCCAUGGCGUCUUAUACAACCCUAGAAGCCACCGGUUCCUCCCCAGGACAGCGUCCUCAGCGCUCCGGCUACAACAAGCGGAAUCAGCACCAUCAACGCCCUCAAACCCAACAACUUUCAGCAGAACCCCCACUUCUGCCAACCCCGGCCCAGUUCCGUCAGCCCAAUAACCCACGAGCUACAGUCUACCGAAACCCAGCAUACCCAACACCCUAUAUGCCUUACUGGGCUGCACCUCCAAGCCCAUACCAUACCGUCCCCCACUGGCAUCCCACUGCUCCUCUCCGCGGGCCUUCUCCAGCUCGCUCCCGCCAAACCCAACAGCGUCCACGAGCUGCUUCCUAUGGACAUGCCCAAGCAUAUGCCAUUCCUUCCACAGAGAUGUUGCAUCCUUCGGACUUUGCGGAAGCUUACAGCUCCAUGAGUCUGCAGUCACCGGACGACACGUUCUAUAUGGACACUGGUGCAACCUCACAUAUUACUGCGGAUCCAGGAUUUGAAUUCGAGGACGAUCCUUCUUCGCUGUGA
Papaver somniferum (opium poppy) is the source of this 678-nucleotide messenger RNA. RefSeq lists its product as uncharacterized. The record is from RefSeq and is a predicted model, not a curated record. The transcript has 2 exons. NCBI's taxonomy places the organism in Eukaryota, Viridiplantae, Streptophyta, Magnoliopsida, Ranunculales, Papaveraceae. The coding region runs from base 1 to 678 and encodes 225 amino acids.